AUGGUGCAGAACAUUGUCGGCUCUAGAGCGUUGGUUUACACAGUGCGAAAGAUUGAACCGGGAAUGUUUGCCUCUAGCAUCCUGACCAACUCAACUCUGGCUGCAUUGGACUUGAGCGAAAACUCGCUCGGAAAGUACGGAACUCAGGUGCUGGCCGAGGCACUCAAGAUCAACUCGACUCUGACCACUUUGAACUUGUGCGGAACUCAGGCGCUGGCUAAGGCACUCAAGUUCAACUUGACUCUGACCACUUUGGACUUGUCCAACAAUGCGAUCGGUGACAAUGAAGCUCUGGCGCUGUCUGAGGCACUCAAGGUCAACUCGACUCUGACCACUUUGAACUUGUGUUACAGCUCGAUCAAUGAUAAGGGAGCUCUGGCGCUGUCUGAAGCACUCAAGACCAACUCGACUCUGACCGCUUUGAACUUGAAGUGCAACCCGAUCGAUCCUAAUGGAGCUCAGGCGCCGUCUGAUGCACUCAAGACCAACUCGACUCUGACUACUUUGCACUUGUCCUGGAUCGGAGACAACGGAGCUCAUGCACUGGCUGAGGCACUCAAGAUCAACUCGACUCUGGCUGCUUUGGACUUGAGUUACAACUCGCUCGGAUCUAGCGGAGCUCAGGCGCUGGCUGAGGCACGAAUGGCAUUAACAACCAGAUAUUUCUAG
Linnemannia hyalina is the source of this 669-nucleotide messenger RNA. NCBI's taxonomy places the organism in Eukaryota, Fungi, Mortierellomycota, Mortierellomycetes, Mortierellales, Mortierellaceae. The record is from the annotation of a GenBank genome assembly.